AUGGCAGAACUUCGGAAGAUCUCUUUGGACGAUGCACAGCAUCUUAUUCAGGCAGGCGAUGUCCCAGUGCUCCGUAUCAAGCUGGAGGAAGAUGUUGAGAAGUGGAAGACAACUCAAUCUUACCAGGACUAUGGCAUCUUCCUGAGAAGAUUGAGCGACUCUGUGGUCAAUUAUCAGCUACCCUGGUCGCCGACAGAACCGACUGAGGCGACUAGGAAACUGUUAUCAUUGUUGGAUACACUCGAUCAGUGGGCAACAGAUAUACCUCCACUCCAAACCCCGCAACGCUUUGGUAAUCUCGCAUUCAGGACAUGGGGACAACGUCUCGAGGAGAGGUCUCAAUCCCUAUUGGAGGAUCUCCUGGGCCCGGAGUAUUCUUCUCUGACAGACCUUGUCAGACCCUACUUCCUGACGUCCUUUGGCUCUUUCACUCGGAUGGAUUAUGGCACCGGCCACGAGACUUCCUUUGCGCUGUUCCUAUUGUGUCUGACCCUUGUCCGGUAUUUCCAACCCAUUCCCGAAGUCGAACGAGAAAUUGUUCUCGUGAUCUUCCUACGAUAUCUCCGGCUUUGUUGGAGGCUCCAGGAUACGUACAGGCUUGAACCGGCAGGUAGCCAUGGGGUGUGGGGACUUGAUGAUUCCCACUUCCUGCCGUACAUCUUUGGAAGUGCCCAACUGCGGGAUCAAACAGACAUACCGGUGAACGCUGUGCUCCAGAAACCUUUACCGGAAACCAACCUUUACUUCCUUUCAAUAUCCCGUAUCCACGAAGUCAAGCACGGCCCCUUCCAUGAGCACUCGUCCUCACUACAUUCUAUCGCAGUUGGAGUUCCCAACUGGGGAAAGGUGCACUCGGGUUUGUUCAAGAUGUACGAGGCCGAGGUACUGGGAAAACGCGUGGUGGUACAGCACAUUCCCCUCGGUGGCCUCCUGAAGUGGGAUCCCAAAGCGAGCUCCACGGACGAGGCCUCUUCAAGGCACCCCCAGGCCCCUGCUCAUUACUCGACGGCCACCGCUGCUCCUACAACGUGGACGCCUUUACCGACGAUUGCGCCCAGAACAUCACACCCUAGCCGUCGACCUGACGCGACCACCUUUCCCGCCCCCACAGGGAUGCCACCACCCACCUCUUUCCCAAGAGGGCCGACGUGA
Molecule: messenger RNA, 1152 nt
Organism: Coprinopsis cinerea okayama7#130
Lineage: Eukaryota; Fungi; Basidiomycota; Agaricomycetes; Agaricales; Psathyrellaceae
Product: serine/threonine-protein phosphatase 2A activator 1
Exons: 5
Coding region: 1-1152 (383 amino acids)
Biological process (GO): mitotic spindle organization
Cellular component (GO): nucleus; protein phosphatase type 2A complex; cytoplasm
Molecular function (GO): peptidyl-prolyl cis-trans isomerase activity; protein tyrosine phosphatase activator activity
Source: RefSeq, a predicted model, not a curated record